Molecule: messenger RNA, 1047 nt
Organism: Mauremys reevesii (Reeves's turtle)
Lineage: Eukaryota; Metazoa; Chordata; Testudines; Geoemydidae
Gene: C6H9orf85
Product: chromosome 6 C9orf85 homolog
Exons: 2
Coding region: 45-596 (183 amino acids)
Source: RefSeq, a predicted model, not a curated record
AAUCCCGGCAUACAAAGCAGUCGAUUGACAUUGAUCUCCAGCCAAUGGGAGAGCUCGAUUGCCUUUGGCGCCGCAGCCAAUCGGGUUACGAGGCCGGCGGUGGGGUGGGACGAGAGGUUCCGGGUCAGGGGGCGGGCCAGGGAGCCACGUGCGGCGGCGGCGGCCCCCGGUGUGGGAGGAUGAGUUCCCAGAGGGGGAACGUGGCCCGCUCACGGCCCCAGAGACACCAGAACUCGCGAGUUUUCAAAAAUGACAAGUAUGACACAAGCGCCCAGCGCAAGUUGAAUCUUCCUCCUUCUCCAUACUGCCUGGGCUCCAGCAGGAGCAUUAAGAGCACAGGAGGGACAGUAUCAGUGCUCUCAGUUUCAGUUCCAGUGCCUGGUGCCAUGCUGGCCCCCAGCAGCCAGGAGCAGCAAUUGCAGGGCCUGAGAAGGAUUUUCCCUGUGGUCCUGAGAUGGAGCAUGCUCAGUCACUGUGUGGGGAUGGUGCACACACUGUGCAGUUGGCACACAGCUCCUGUGAAAAGAUGGAGUGUUCUCAUGGCAGCUAGAAUCUUCAGAGAAUUUAACUGCCAAAUUCUAACAAGUGUCUGCUGAGCAUUUGUGAACAGAGAUUUUUCAAAGGUUUAUCACUUGGCAAAAUUUGGACAACUUUUCAUAAGGAUAGCAAAAGUCAUCCCUGACAGCGGGGAAACCCCCUGCCAAAUUUUGUUUACAUGCUCCAAAGAAUGAAGGCUUCUCAAUGGAAUGGUUGGAAAUAAAAAAUAUGGAUUGAAUAUUGUUUUUCCCUAAUAUUAUUUAGAAAUGGCUGAACUCUCAGUUGAAACUUUUCCAAAAAAGAUUCUGCCUUAGGCAGACACUCAGCGUGGAAAACAGACUUGUCAGUUUGUUUGGCAAAGUUGUAAACACUGAAAGCUAGGUCUUAUAAUGCGAAGUUUCAGGCAAACUUGACUAUAGGUGGUGCUGCGUGCACCACGUAUAAUAAUAAUUAGUUUAGAAUAAAAAAAACCACUCUAUUUUGAGACCAAGUUUUUAUGUUUACUGUACU